This is a messenger RNA of Raphanus sativus (radish), 953 nucleotides long. Its product is annotated as protein TAPETUM DETERMINANT 1. Gene Ontology annotation, biological process: cell fate determination. The transcript has 4 exons. The record is from RefSeq and is a predicted model, not a curated record. The coding region runs from base 230 to 751 and encodes 173 amino acids. Lineage: Eukaryota; Viridiplantae; Streptophyta; Magnoliopsida; Brassicales; Brassicaceae.
UGUGUAAUGGUAACACAAGAGACGAGAAUCAUCUCUCAUUCUCUUCUCUCCCAUACACUCCUCUCUCUCUCUCUCUCUACCCCUCAGCGACACCACCAGUCACUCGCAGAGAGAAGAAGUCGAAAGAUAACAUCAAAAAAGAUUUUCAGUGUUAGUCAGAGCGAUUCACAGAGAAGACGAGAGUGAGAUUUCUUCAUCACAGCUUCAGUUUUCCCGAACGUCUGUGCUCAUGAGCCGACGGCGACUUCUGUUAUCGGCGACGCUACUCUCGUAUUUGCUUCACGGAAUGGCUCUCGUCUCCGUCGUAGCCUCCGGCGUGGAGGAGGUUAGUAGAGAUAACGUGGAUUUGACCAAAACGACGACGUUAACCACCUCUACUACGCAUCGGAAGAUGCUCCAUCUCUCUCAUGCAGAGACGAGAGCAGAGCCGGAUAGGAUCGGAGAGAAGUGCAAGAAGUCUGACAUUGUGGUGAACCAAGCAGCGACCGAACCUAUGCCCAACGGAAUACCCGGUUACACUGUAGAGAUCACGAACCAAUGCAUGUCUGGAUGCAACAUCUCGAGGAUCCACGUCAGCUGCGGUUGGUUCAGCUCCGUCAAGUUGGUUAACCCGAGAGUUUUCAAGCGGAUUCACUACGACGACUGUCUCGUCAACAACGGGAAACCUCUGCCUUUUGGAUCCACGCUCUCCUUCCACUACGCCAACACUUUCCCUUACCGUCUCGCUGUCUCGUUCGUUACCUGCUCCUGAGUCCUCCUGAUCUUUUUCUUUCUCAUAUAGGAUAAGAUGAUAGUAGAAACACGGCGGGAAAAACUUAAGAUACAGGAAGUAUGAUUGUUAUUAAUCACAUUCAUACCACACUCAUCCUCUUCUCUUAGGAUGUUAUAUGUUUUUGAGCAACAGUGAUAUAUAUAAAUAUAUAAAAGAAUCUAUCAACUUUUUCCCCCCUCUC